UGGAAGUAGGCACGUUUCGAAUCAGUAACGUUAGUUUUACAUCAGAAAUCCUUGGCACGUCUGAACAGAUAUGCUUGCUCUUGUACCUUUCUGUUGUUGAAACUGGGCAGUUCGUGGUAUCUUCAGCUGGUGAUAGUGGUGCUCGCUACUGGUUGUUUAAAGUCUCAAUACUUGCUAUGAAGGAACUAGUUCAGGAGGAAGCACCCGACAGUGGGUAUGGAUGCUGUGUUGCGAAUCGUUUUGGUCAACUUUUCGAUGACGAAUCAGACCCGUAUGACAUCCUUCACCAAGUGCAGGUGGAGAAGCCAAAGCCCAGGAAGAAAGAUGAUUCUAAGAAAGGGGUUGGGAAAGCGGUUAAGAAGGGGUCUCAAAGAGAUCGUAUGGUCGUUCUCCCAGUCGCCGGUGAUGGAGAACAGGGCUCUAACGUUAGUGUGAAAACUUUACCAGCCCAGAGACGCCCGGAGAAGGGCGAGAGACGAAUCAACUUCGCAGACAGGAGGUUGAAUGAAAACGAGUCUGAUCUUGGCUUCUCUGUGGAGAGACCUGUUGAACUGGGAGAGAGGAGUGCAAGAGGACGCGGAGGAGGAGGAGGAGGAGGAGGAGGAAGGGGCCGUGGGGGAAGAGGAGCAGGUGCUGGUUAUCCCCGGUCCACUGAUGGCUUUGACCCUAGGGGCAAGAGGGAGUUUGAACGCCACAGUGGCAGUGAUCGAACGAGUGUCAGACCAGAGGAGAAAAGGGGAGGCAGCGGCCCUCGUAACUGGGGGUCCAUGAGGGAUCAGAUGAGUGCCGUGGAUGAACCACCCAUUGAGGACAUGGGACGUGGAGAGGAGGUUCCGGAGGCAGUUGAGGGCAAUGCAGGAAACUGCCCACCAGAGGGUGAGGAGGUGGUUGAGGUAGCUGUUGAGAUGUCCUUGGAUGAGUGGAAGAACCUGCAGAAACAAAGUCGCCCCAAGAACGAGUUCAACAUUCGCAAAGCUGAGACUGCUGUACCCACCAAGGCAACCGUCAUCCAUAAGUCCAAAUUGCUGGAGGAGAACAGUGAGAUAACUGAGCAGCUGGUGGACGAGGAGGGCUGUGUCAUCCGUCGUCCUGCCAACGACAUCACCUUUAAGAUGGAGAUCAACUUUGGCAGCCUGGCUCGACCCUCACGUGGGGGGCGAGGUGGACGUGGAGGGCGCGGUGGCCGUGGGGGCUCCGGGGCUUCCGGGGGCUCCAAUGAAGGACAUCCCCAAACCUCCCCCAACAAGUCCAUGGAGGCGGUACCAAACCCAGAUGACCCUGAAGAUUUCCCUGCUCUAGGCUGAGGACCAGGAAAUGUAGCCUCCUGUCUUGGCGCUGUGCCUUUUCUUUGGUGUGAACUCACAGGUUUUUGUUCUUAUUGAGCUCACUGAGCUAUGUGUUUUUCCAGAUAUGUGUUUGGAUAAAUAAGCUUGUGUUGAUUAGCCUGAGAAGUUCACCUGUUUACAAAUAAAUAAUGCAUCGAUGAAA
Clupea harengus (Atlantic herring) is the source of this 1488-nucleotide messenger RNA. RefSeq names its product intracellular hyaluronan-binding protein 4. Gene Ontology annotation, molecular function: RNA binding. The record is from RefSeq and is a predicted model, not a curated record. Gene Ontology annotation, cellular component: cytoplasm; nucleus. Lineage: Eukaryota; Metazoa; Chordata; Actinopteri; Clupeiformes; Clupeidae. Gene Ontology annotation, biological process: positive regulation of RNA splicing; positive regulation of translational initiation.